AGGUUCAUGCAGCACUCAGCUGGGCGACAAGCCGACACACGGGGCUACAGCGCAGAGCGGCAGAGCUACCGGGAGGGGAACUGAACAGCGCUAGGAGAUGCCAGCGACUGACUGACGCAUAAUCCCGACCCCCCCCCCUCUCUGCUCCUCUAACUAGAAAAUCCUGGCAAAACCCAAAUCUUCAGUUAAGAAGAUUUAUAGUGGAUCGCCUGCAGUGGCACAGACUUGUGGUGAUCUUUAUUUUAAUGGGUGUUUCUUCUAAUAGGCGUUUUACAUUUGUUUUUGGAAACCAAGAGGACCUUGAUGAUUGAUUUUUGGCCCCCUUACCCCAUUGGCGUAACACUGCACUGCUGUUAAAAAUAAACGUUAUUUCAUUCAGUAAUACAGUCAAUGGGCAUCGGCGCGUCAUCUCUUGCGAGUUCUGUGACUAGACUGGAGGUGCAGUGCGAUUCCAGCUGAGAAUCCCACCGGGCUGUCGGGGCAAGACGAAUUGUCACCGCUAUUUUGUUUUUAUUUCAAGCCGAAAAAAGGAUCGUGUCAUGACGACGUACCUGCAGCUCUGCCGGACCCUCUGCUGAGGCAACCGAUGAGGAUCAUGGAUACUUGUGUAUCUGCUUUAGGAUUCCAAAGUAACCGUUUUAUAAAUGGAGGAAGACAUUGACACCCGUAAAAUCAACAACAGUUUUCUCCGCGACCACAACUAUGCAACAGAAGCUGACAUAAUCUCCACUGUUGAGUUCAACCACACGGGGGAGCUCUUGGCCACGGGGGACAAGGGAGGGCGAGUGGUGGUGUUUCAGAGAGAGCAGGAGAGCAAGAACCAGCCCCACCGCCGAGGGGAAUACAAUGUUUACAGCACUUUCCAGAGCCACGAGCCUGAGUUCGACUACCUGAAGAGCCUGGAGAUUGAGGAGAAGAUCAACAAGAUUCGAUGGCUGCCACAGCAGAAUGCUGCCUACUUCCUUCUCUCUACGAACGAUAAAACAGUGAAGCUCUGGAAGAUCAGCGAGCGAGACAAGAGACCGGAAGGCUACAAUCUGAAGGAUGAAGAUGGCAGAAUUCGAGACCCUUCCACUAUCACGAUGCUGCGGGUGCCCGUUCUGCAGCCCAUGGACCUCAUGGUGGAGGCCACGCCCCGGAGGGUGUUCUCCAACGCCCACACGUAUCACAUCAACUCCAUAUCCGUCAACAGCGACUACGAGACCUACAUGUCCGCCGACGACCUGAGGAUCAACCUCUGGAACCUGGAGAUCACCAACCGCAGCUUCAACAUUGUGGACAUCAAGCCGGCCAACAUGGAGGAGCUGACGGAGGUGAUCACAGCGGCCGAGUUUCACCCCAAUCAGUGCAACACCUUCGUCUACAGCAGCAGCAAGGGCACCGUGCGCCUGUGCGACAUGAGGGCCUCCGCGCUCUGUGACAAGCACUCCAAGUUCUUCGAGGAGCCAGAGGACCCCAAUAAUAGGUCGUUUUUCUCCGAAAUCAUCUCCUCCAUUUCGGACGUCAAGUUCAGCCACAGCGGGCGGUACCUGAUGACGCGGGACUACCUCACAGCGAAGGUGUGGGACCUCAACAUGGAGAGCAAACCUCUGGAGACCUACCAGGUCCAUGAUUACCUGAGGAGCAAGCUGUGCUCGCUGUACGAGAAUGACUGCAUCUUCGACAAGUUUGAAUGUGUCUGGAAUGGGUCUGACAGUGUGAUCAUGACGGGCUCCUACAACAACUUCUUCCGGAUGUUUGACCGCAACACCAAGCGGGACGUGACCUUGGAGGCGUCCCGGGAGAACAGCAAGCCGCGCGCCGUGCUGAAGCCGCGCAAGGUGUGCGUGGGCGGCAAGCGGCGCAAGGACGAGAUCAGCGUGGACAGCCUGGACUUUAGCAAGAAGAUCCUGCACACCGCCUGGCACCCUGCCGAGAACAUCAUCGCGGUCGCCGCCACCAACAACCUCUACAUAUUCCAGGACAAGAUCAACUAGCGCUCAUCCAAGAUGGCCGCGCAGGCAACUGCAGCAGCUGGCAACCUGGAAAAAAAAAUAUGAAACGACACCCCCUUUUCCCCUGUGUUCUUAAGCAAGCUCUCCUCCUUACACCCGACGCUGUGAUCCUGCCUGAAUCGGCAGCAAUGAGGCGGAGGAGUCCUUCUGAAGGGGAGCGAAUGUUUGAAAAUUAAAAAAAGCAGAGAAACUGGCCUAGCUCUGCUGUGACAAGAGGUGCUGAUUGGUCGCCAGUGUGAAUUGGAGGCAACCGGCACAACCAUCCCUUCACUUUGUAACUCCGUUAUUUAUUUUAUUUAUUCAUCUUCUGACCUUGGGGUGCACUGUUUUCGUUCACUCGCCUGGCGAGGGCCGGAUUGUAUGACUGGAAAAAUAAAAACAAAAUGUAGCAGUUUGCUAUUUUUUUCUAAACUCAAAAAAAAUAAAUAAAGAUGAUUAAUAAAGCGAAGCGUUUUUUUGGGGCGGCCUGCUGCUCAAUGAUGUUUUCAGUACUGAGGCGGGGGAAGCCAACGGUGUCAGAAACCUAAGAAGUUCAGAGUUCAGCCAUGUCUCCCGCCCUCCCUCACUUCUCCCGGCUCCUGCUUUGACACUGGGGAAGGGCAACAAAAUUUGAAUGGACAGGGUUUCUCCCCCCAAAACCUUCCCACCCUCACCACCCCCGUUGCUUUGUUCUGAAAACAAGAAGCUGUGGUGCCUUUUUCUGCUAUUUCCAUUCACGCUGGUUGACGAAGGCUUCCAUAAACUCUCGUUCUGCUUCGGAACCGCAGGGCUGCUGACGGUGUCAUUGUGCGGAGGCCCAGGACGAGGGGGGGGAUUGGGGGGGAGUCUGUCCAAGGCGGAGUUCCCGGGUUAGGGUGCGUCUUCUGGGCGCUCCGCUCUUCUACUGAUUCUGGAGCCCCUGCAGCUCAGAGAUGCCCAAAAAAAAAAAACCCGUAGGCGAGGGGUUGUGAUUCAUCACAGCAGUGAGGUCAAGCGAAAGAGGUUCUAAUUUCGGCGCAGGAGCCGACCUGUUGGGUGGUAUCCCGCUCAUACGGCUUGCACUUCUGUGGUCGCCACGUUGUUAAUGACGCGCGCUUUUGCAUCAUCAAAUUUAAAUUUCUGCUUAGAACUAUGUUACGCAGUGUGGGUAAGAUAGAGGAGCCCAGCAGACGUUUCACUUCGAUGUCUAAAAACGCAAACCAAUAAUCUGCUGGAGCCAAAAUGUUACAGGUUGCCCAAUGCUACGUUACGAAUACAGGACACUUACUGCACCUCCAGAAUCAGCUCCGAUUGACGUCGUUUUGUAUCGCUCGUCACGUUAAUUCUGCACGCACUCAUGAUUUCGGUUUCUGUGGAUUUUUUUUUCUUUGUGCUUAUUUUGUUUUCUUUUCCAUGUCCUCCUGUUUAAUUUGUUGAUGUAUUGUUUUGUUUUGUUUUGUUUUGUUUUGGUGAGGGGUCGGGCGAGUUAACCUGUGUUGUUGUUCGCUGCUAAUGUCCUUCAUGUGCUGUCACAGUUGUUUUAGGCGGCUGCUGCCGCGGGCUCCCCGCUUGUCCGUACCGGGGGGCGGCGAGGCUCGGCUGGGGAUGUGCGGGGAGGAGCUGGGGGGAGGCUCGGAAGAAGAUGAUCUCGCAAUGUAGCCUAACCCGUGACAGAGGUUCUAUGAUAUCAGGGAAUUUUAGGUACAAUUCCUUAAAAAAAAAACAGACGUCUUCUAAACAACUAAGGUUGUAAACGUCCUAGCAAAACAAAGUUUUAUAGCUCCGAAUGUAUUUAAAUGUAUUUAAUUGUCAUGCAGUCUUUAUGCUUACUAGAUUCCUUGAAGUAAAAAAAAAAA
Lepisosteus oculatus (spotted gar) is the source of this 3808-nucleotide messenger RNA. RefSeq names its product serine/threonine-protein phosphatase 2A 55 kDa regulatory subunit B beta isoform. Gene Ontology annotation, cellular component: cytosol; protein phosphatase type 2A complex. Lineage: Eukaryota; Metazoa; Chordata; Actinopteri; Semionotiformes; Lepisosteidae. The record is from RefSeq and is a predicted model, not a curated record. Gene Ontology annotation, molecular function: protein phosphatase regulator activity; protein binding.